Molecule: messenger RNA, 2282 nt
Organism: Spirodela intermedia
Lineage: Eukaryota; Viridiplantae; Streptophyta; Magnoliopsida; Alismatales; Araceae
Source: the annotation of a GenBank genome assembly
AUGAUGUUGCAGGUAAAACAGCCAAAGCUGUCCCACUCCUGGUGGUUCGACAGCCACAAGAGCAGCCCACGGAGCUCCACUUGGUUGGCCUCGACCCUCCAAGGUCAGUUGUUGAUCGUCUGUCGCCUUAAUCUUCCUAAUCUACACGCGGUUAUGACGCUCAGAUAGAGGUUUAUUUUACUUGUACUUGAUUUUCUUGUGUUGAUGAUGAUCAUGAUCAUGACUGUGAGUUGGUUAAACAAAGCUGGUAUAGCUAUGGGGUAUUAGGUCAGUUGCGGCCUGCCCGAGGCCUGUGGACUCUGGCAAGCCAGGCUUCGAAGCCGAUUCCAUUUCAGAUCUCCCGUCAAAAGCACCUACAAGCUCCUAUUGGGAAAACGGUGAUUGCCUCUCCGGUUCUUCACAUCCCUUUUAACACGGAUUAUGAGGUUUGUUGAUUUUACUACGUACACAAAUCUAUAAAUCAUUGCGGCAUCAUGCUCAUGAUGCAAUAUGAAGCAUUAAAUACCGAAACAGAAGACGUCUAGGUGAUCCCCACACGUGCAAUGUAGGGUAAAUCAUUUUCCUAAUGCCUUAAAUCUUCAUUUUUCCAUGGGAAUCUGUGACUUUCCUCUUUCAGAAUAUAAAAUCGAGUUUGAUCUUACUACAUCUUUGACAUAAAGCUGUAGGUGUUAUAUAGUAUAGCCUUGAAGGCACUUGUUCCCACAAUGGAAUAAAAUCCAGUGAAUUAUGAUGGACCAGAACGUAGAAAAAAUAAAUGCAACAAAGGUAAGUUUUAACCAAUCUAUCCACUAAGGUAUUUCAACAUAUUUCCCUGAAUGGCAUCCUCGGCUGUUGAUGUAUUAUUGAGGUAGAUCUCUGGCUGUUCACAUUUUAAAGAUAAUUUUUUCAAUACUUUGUUUAUAUACGAAAUCCUGGCAUAUUUCAGGAUUUCAUUGACUCUGUCUAGAAAUAUUUUCUGUAGUGGCUAUCUCUAACCUGUAGCAUAUUAGAUAACAACACUGCCACUCAUUUUUAUCAUCUUUGCUCUAAUGAGAAUGCUUUAUUUUUUAAUUCCUUGUUGGAUUUUUUUUUCUCAUGUAUCAAUUUUCUUAACUUCAUUUAUUUUAAAUGUUUUUAAGUAUCUCUGUGAAUCAAUUUACAUGAUGGGAGGAAAAGACUUGCUGGAAGAAACGCUCCCUUGUUUCCGCAUUUGCUCCAAUCCUUCAAUAAGAAAUGAGGUCCAGAAUCCUACUGGAUAAUAAAUUACAUUCUUAAGAUGGCCGUUUUAAACAUUAUUAAGCGUUAUUAAAAUAGGUUUCUUGGUUGAGUUCGUGCCGUCGAACAGAAAAAUUAUCGACCCUGAUAUCAAUCCGGAACUUUCCAUUUAUUGUUCCCUGGUGGAAUAUAUACUCGGUGCUGCUCAUCUAUGUUCAUACUCUUUCAUACCCCAUUUGUUGUUCCUCCGUAUUUCUUAUUUUGGCAUUGAUAGAUGGGCAUCUGAUUGAACUUAAUAUGCCGAUUAGCUUCAAUCCGAAGCUGCUGCUAUCAUUCAAUGUGAUAGCAAGAAAUACUCUUUUAUUCAAUGACUUCUUUCGGACAAAAUCAACUCUUUUGACCCAACAGAGCUAGAUGAGAAGACCAAAGUGAUGCUGAAGCUGAUUGAGCAGGACGCUGACUCGUUCGCCCAGCGGGCCGAGAUGUACUACAAGAAGAGGCCUGAGCUCGUCAACAUGGUAGAAGACUUCUACCGGGCCCACCGAUCACUGGCCGAGAGGUACGACCUACUGAGGAGUGAGACUGGGGCCCGCCGGCUGGCCCACCCAGGAUCUCCAACGAAGAGCUGGUCACAGAAUUCCAAGAACACCGUGGAUAAGGAAUCGAGGACUUCCUCGAAUUCCUUCGAGUCAGGGGAGUCUGAAAUCGAAGACCCCGAGCAAGAAGAAGAUGAAGUCAGCAGCGAGAUCAGGGAGACGUCCAUUAAUGAAGCUUGUGAGAAUCAGAGCAAGGAGGAGACCGGCAGCGAGACAGUGAAGCGGAUGACUGAAGAAUUGGAGAGACUCAGGGAAGAGAAUGUGGGUCUCAACGCUCGGCUUCUAGAGAAGGACGAGGAGAAGAGGGAGGUCAUCAGGCAGCUUUCUCUCUCAAUGGACAUCUUGAAGGAGGAGAAUGCAGAGAUGAGGAAGUGCCUGAAGGAAUCCAACAAAUGGGGCCCCUUCGGGUUCAAGAUGCCCAAGAAAGGGCUGUUUCAAGGUAUGUUCCUCGGUGGGUUUGCUAGAUUUCACCCUGCAAUUAUGGCCCUGUGA